AUGCCGGUCACCGCGAAUAUCGUGAUGGAGGUCGAUAGCGGUGCUAGACCCUAUAGUGACUCCCUUUGUGAUGGAAAAUCAGGGUUGGAAUGCCUCCUCAAGUCAGUUCGGUACUACAGUACAUCCGACGACACUUUCUCAGCCUGUUCCGCAACAGUUGGCACAAAAACAGUUAAUUCGCAGUCUUCAGAUCUUGGAGCAGUAGGUGCACAGGCUGGCGCUGCACAAUCAAACACUCAGCAAUUUGAAGAUGCAAGGAACCAGUCAACUGAUGCCUCCAACUUGGCUGAGCUGAUGUCAACAUCAGAUGCUGCCAGAGGAGAUGGUGAAAGCAGUGGCUGGUCCACGCCUGCACAAGUUGCAAACACAUCUGGCCAAGCUCACGUGGCUGGAAAUAUUGACUGGGGAUCGCCACUUCAGAACAUAGGUUGGAUCGCACCGAACAUGCCUUGGGAAGCACCAGCACAAGGUGCCACAGGCUACAACAUGGGUUGGGUGACUAUGCCAACACAGCAAAAUGCAGUCCAGAACAUGGAUUGGGUCACACCGAAUCCAGGAAACGCCAACAUGAAUAUGAUGUGGACCACAGCUCAAGCCCAAAGGACUCCAAAUGCGGCUGCUAUGAUGGGGGCUCAGAUGCAAGGAGUUGCCAUGGCCCCUUGGGGGAGUGCCAGGUCACAAGGAAAUGCAAAUUCUAAUCCUGGUUGGGUACCCCAGGUUGGGAACAUGAAUCAAAAUGCCUGCUGGAGUGCUCCCAUGCAGGGAAAUCCAAGUCCUAGUCCUGUAAAUGGUACCGGACAGGGCAGUAAUAUUAUGAACUGGAAUUCACCAAGUGGGAACCAGACUUGGAAUAACCAGCAGGACUUUAACGGUGGUAACUCAGAUGGGUGGUCAUGGAGGCCUCAGUCUGGCGGUGGAGGGAAUGGUCGCUGCUACAAAGGAGAGCAGUGCCACUUUGCACAUGACCAACCGGUUGACGGAUCUGCACCGAGAAAUGAUCGCCGCUUUGAUAGGCAACCUUCCAGCAACAAUAGACCUCAGUACGACGGGCAAAAAGAUCAACACUUUGACCAGCAACCUUCAGGCAGCGAGAGGCACCAUGACAGGAAUGACAACAGAGAGCGGUCAUGGGAUGACUGGGAAUAGGAAGGCUGAUAGGUCAGAAUCAAGAGAGAGGCAGUAGAGAACCAGUUUCGGGUUCAUUUUUCUGCUGUAUUCUCCUGUUUUGUUGUAUAUGCAGUAGCUAGCCAGUAGCAUCCUUGCAUGUUUCCGAACUUGAUGCAUUGUAGCGA
Messenger RNA from Lolium rigidum, 1292 nucleotides. RefSeq names its product zinc finger CCCH domain-containing protein 19-like. The record is from RefSeq and is a predicted model, not a curated record. Gene Ontology annotation, molecular function: metal ion binding. NCBI's taxonomy places the organism in Eukaryota, Viridiplantae, Streptophyta, Magnoliopsida, Poales, Poaceae. The transcript has 6 exons. Bases 1 to 1146 code for a protein of 381 amino acids.